UGUUUCAGAGAGCAAAAAGAGAACAUUGCCUCUGCUCCCCUUUCAUCUCAUACCUCGCAUCAGAAGGUGUGUGCACUUGAGUGACAUUUAUUUCUGGAUCAGAUUUGGUUAUAGUUGUUUUAUGGUGGGAAUACAGAGCAUUUAGGAGGCCCUGCUGCUUGAACACCACUGGAGCAUACCAAGAUCAACUAUGUCAAUCAAGAUUCCUAUUGGUUGCUAUGGUGAAUGAUGCUGACUCUGAACAAAUGUACAGUGUAAGCCUUUGGAGAGGCAAUGGGCGUACUCGGUCAGCAGCGAGAGAGACAUCAAGGAGGACACUGGCUGGGAAGAGGAGGGAAGGCAUCAUUAAUUCUGCUUUAUGUCCACUCUGCCUCUGAGGGUCUGAGAAGUAACUGAAUAGUUCUCAAGCACCAGGUAAGAGAAAUGGCCUCUUCUUUUCAAGUCCGCCUAGAGAGUGUGUGGUGGUGUUUUUAACAACAGAGAAAUCAGGGCACUAACAAUGGAAACUGGCUUUAAAAAAAAUAGAAGGAGAAAAAGAAAAUGUGAAGAAAAAAAUAAAAGAGAAAGGCAAGUUAAGAGAAUGAAACAAGGAUGUAUUUAAAGCUCUUUGCCCACAGAUUAGGGAUUAUUGUCAAUAACCUGGAGAAAGCUGAUGAAAGUUUCUUCAUGACGAAACUCAAUCUUCCUAGUGAAACUGAGCCAACUCCCAUGCCCACAGCAGACUAGAAUAGCAAGCUCAUUUCAAGAACAAAAUUAUUCUCCAAGGGAGAUUUGUGGGAGAGCUUCCUAAAGGGGAAGUCACCAGUCCUGAGUCCAUCUACAAAUCCUGGGAUCUGAUUUGGUUUCCUCUAGAAUGGCCAACAGGUAGAAAUGCAGGAAGAAGAGAGAACAGAGAAAAAGAACAGACAAUCCAAAUGAAUUCCAGAGAGAUCAAACCGGGAAGUGCCCUCACACUGGUUGUCACUGAAAAAUCAGGGAACUAAGUUCACAAAUAGUCCCCUUGUUCAGGAUGGCUGCUAUUGCCUGUUUUUCCAGCUGCCUCAAGGGUGUGAGCUGAAUGCUGUUUGAAGUGGAAAAAUGAUAGAUGCAUGACUGAAAUAAUUUUCCACUAAGUCCACAAGAGGCAGGGAAACUAGGGGACAGAACCCUUCUGAUCAGUUAAUUUUUGUUAACAUUUAACUGUCUGAUUUUUAUUCCACCCCAACAAAAUGAAAUUGCUUUCUCUGCAUGUACAAAAGAGAAAAGAGGAUGAUAUUAGGGCGUGUGUGUGCAUAUGCUGGCUCAUGAUUUCUUAGUGAAGCAACUUUUAGAAAAGGAAGUCACACAGGUUUAAGACAUUUGACAGGGAGAGACAGAAAGUGUGAUGAGAUUUAUCCAAGGACAGAGAAGAGUACUGCUUCCCCCAGAAGCUCCCUAAAAGCUACCUUCUUCUUGGAAGUUAGGUGAGAAGGAAGAGGAGAGUUCAAUAAUUCCCACUACUUCACGUAACAGAAGAAACACAGGUUUGCCUCCCAUCCACUUCACUCAGUGUGGCAACCAUUUCUUUCUGAUCAGUUCCCCAACACCUGUCAGUGGGGGAACAUAAUAAGGAGUUACUCUGCUACCUUCCUGAGGGCUCCUCACUGGCUAAAAACAGUUUUGUGGCUCUGCAAGUUGAAAUGCUGUAAAUAUCUCAUUGCCUCGUCCUACUCUUGAGAGAAUCUGGAUCCCGAAGAAGCCGUGAAGCGGGAGUUAAAGUCCUCUCUCAUAUUAGAGAGUGGGUUACAUUAGAAUAGAAUGACUGGGCGUAGCAAAGAAAUCAAAUGUGAAAUCAUUUCCCAAUGAAUUUUAAUAGGAGUUAGGGAGGCACAGAAAAUAUGCCUAAAGCUUUCUGCAGCUCUGCUAAUUUCUUCCCCUUAAUUAAUGUUCGCUUAUCAACUGUUCAAAAUUCACUGUGCAAGAUAAUAGCAUAGAAAUAAAAAUCAAAUCUGACAAAAGAUCAUUUCCUUAGUUUUUGCCAUCCAUCUCAUAUUCGUUUUCCUGAAACAAUACCCAGGAGACCCUUGCCACCGUCGGGAUUGUAUCCAAGAGAUACAAUUUCCUAUUUCUCUCUGUAGUGAUUGGCUUCGCUGAGACCUUCAUUGAGACCUUUCUUCAAAUACAAAUUAAUCAGGGUCCCCUCUUAUCCAUCCCCCAAUAAUGAAUCUAAAGAAAGAUUUCCCCCUGGGCAAAGCAGACAGUUCCCUGUAUUCUUUUCUUGUGAUGUAUUCAACUGAAUGGGAGAAUUGAAACUUUUCGUUUCCAAUUUUAGAGACACAAUGAACAUUGAAGUGGGGAAUAUUUCCUACACCCAAGCCACCAUAUCCUGGUCCUCCGUGGAGCCCUGCCCAGAAAACUAUUACCACAUCAUGUACCGGCCCAACUGGAACAGUAUCUUCUCCAGCUACCUGCGCCACACCUUACACCAUAAAGAGAGGGUUCCUAGCACCCUCAGCAGCUUUGUCCUCCACAGAUUGGCUCCCUCCACUGUUUAUCUCAUCUGUGUUACCUGCAAAAGCUCCUACCCCUCCAGUAACCACUGUACCAUGUUCCGCACCCUGGACCGGGCCCCCUUUGCCUUGGGUGGCUCCCAGGAAGACCCCAGCAUCUCCAUCUGGGUGGUGGGUGCUCUCUUAAUUGCCUCUUUCUUGGCUCUCCUGACCUUCUUUUGCUUCCAGUUCUGUUGCGGAAGGUGCCUCCAGUCACAUCGGUCUCAUGGCACUGGCCCACAAGAGGAAGCUGACGAGCUGACGAGGUGGUCCGAGGAUGCCCUGGUUCUUGGACUGAGAGAGGAGGCCCGUCAGGAGCUCUCGAUGACAGCAGUCCUCAUCAAGAAUUCUCGUGCCACCCAUGGAAGCCCCCGAGGCUCUCUCUCUGGCUUCUUCACCCCAGAAGAUGGUGACAACAGAGCCACCACCUUGCCACAAUGUGGAUUUUAAAUGGUGGAAGACAGGAGCUGUUUUGGGGUUAGGAUUAAGGUCAAAACUUCAAUUCUCUUAGCACCUCUUCCAGUUCUCCACUUUGGAAAAGGGAGGCAGGUUGGGGGUUGCACACGACUAGGUCUGCUGAUAGAAACCAUCUGUCUAUAUCUAUUACCCAUGAUCCCCUCUAGCCCAUGAUCAGUACAAAAUGCUCCAAUCAUCUCAAUUCCAAACACACACUUUUCCAAAUCACAUUCUUAAGGAUUGACAACUUGUUCAUGCCGGAGUAAAGGUUUCUAAUGCUUAUGUCUCUUCUCAGGCUAUCUGGCACAGAAGGGUUUGGCUUAAAGGUAGCAGAUUUUGAAAACUAGGGCAAAAAAUGUCCUUGAAAAUUGGAGACAAGUCCUUCAUGUCUUUCCUUGGCCCUUUUCUUGGUACUUUUUAACCCAUGCUCAGAAACAUCUGCUAGCAAGAAACUGCGCCCCAGUGAACUGCCUUCUGGGAUUGUUUGGAGAAUACCCUGAAUGGAACAAGCUUAUGGUCAAAGAGUCCAUUCCUUGAUUUGCACCCAGACCUAGCGAUUGAGAACUUAGUUGUGAGGAGACAGGAAGUAAAUGGGGAAUCAUUUCUAGACUCCAAGUUAAAAGCCAGGCCCACGGCAUGUUAUCCUAGAGCUGGGAGUAUUUUCCUGAGUAUUUUCAGGGAGUAAAUCCUGAGUAUUUUCCUCAGGAUGAGAAGCAGGUUGGCCUAGUGGAUAGAGCAUGAGCCUGGAAG
Messenger RNA from Ornithorhynchus anatinus (platypus), 3713 nucleotides. RefSeq names its product fibronectin type III domain containing 9 (gene FNDC9). Gene Ontology annotation, molecular function: protein binding. The transcript is spliced from 2 exons. Bases 2256 to 2957 code for a protein of 233 amino acids. NCBI's taxonomy places the organism in Eukaryota, Metazoa, Chordata, Mammalia, Monotremata, Ornithorhynchidae. The record is from RefSeq and is a predicted model, not a curated record.